AUUUUGGAAACGACACUUAUUAAAAACGACAAUGAAAUUUUUGACCAGUCAACUAAAUAAACGACAUUGGGCUGUAAUAAUGGACUUUUCAUGCUUAUUGGGCCUCAAGUCUCGGGAGUCUUUGAACAUCUCUAAUCGAACGUUGCUUCCUCUCCCUAAACCCCGCUAGAACCCCAGAACUCGCUUCUCCACCGGUCCCAACACUCUCCGGCAAACCGGCCGAUGCCCGCUAACGUGCGCCGUAUUCUCAACACAGUCGAGGUACAACCCCAAACCCUCAACACUCUCCUUGUAAGGCAUUCCAAGAGCUUUGAUUUUCUGAACCAGUUUUUACCUUUUGAUUUUCCCAUUUCGGAUUCUUCGAAUAGUAUAAACCCGAACGAGCGGCGCAAAAUCGCUGUUGGGUUAUCGAAAAUAGUCAAAACCCAGAAAAUUUACGUACUUCAGGGCUUCUCUAGAGAGUUUUGCCCAUCUUCUCUUGUAAAUAUAAUGAAGAUGUUGGAAACUCGAGACACCGCUUUUGCUUUCUUUAAAUUCGCGUUUAGAGACCAUUCUGAUAGAGUUGUGAGGUCUUCUGGCCUCGCCGCACUUUUUUUAUCGGCGGAGGAUCUCCAAUUUUUGGCCCAAGACAUGGUUUCUUAUAUAAUAGAUAAAAUUGGAGCUGUUAGGAGUAGAUAUUUGGUUGAGUUCAUGUGGGAAUAUCACUAUAGAUAUGAGUCACAUUUCUCAGUAUUGAACACCCUUAUGCGAGGCUUCUUGAACGCUGAAAUGGGCUAUGAGGCUUUGCAGAUUGUGAAUAAGAUGAGGGAAGUAGGAGUGAGUCCAAGUUCAUCAGCUAGUAGAAUUCUGUUCAAGUUAUUGAUUAGAGUUGGUGAUUAUGGUAGUGUGUGGAAGCUUUUCAGGGAUAUGGUUAGUAAAGGGCCUCCCAUUUCGACUCAUACAUUUAAUAUGAUGAUUCUCGGGUUUUGUCGAAAAGGGUUGCUCUCAACUGGUGAGAGUUUGUUUCACGUGAUGAGAAAAUUCAAUUGUGAGCCUGAUGUUUUUGGAUACAAUAUUGUAAUCAAUGCGAAUUGUAUGAUGGGCCAGAUUUCGAAUGCUCUUGAAUGGAUGCAUUUCAUGAUUUCAAAUGUCUGUGAACCAAGUGUUGUUACAUUUAAUACAGUUAUAAACGCCUUGUGUAAGGAGGGAGACAUGGUAAAAGCCAGGAGUUUCUUUGAUGGAAUCCUUAAUGUGGGUGUUUUUCCAAAUACAGUAACAUACAAUAUCAUGAUCGAUGGGUAUGUUAAGUCAGGGGAUAUUGGUGAGGCAGACAAGCUUUAUGAGGAGAUGAAGAACAAAGGCAUUAAUCCUGAUGGCAUGACAUUUAAUAUCUUGAUUGCAGGUCACAACAAGUAUGGAAGGGAGAAUAUUGGGGACAUGCUGUUAAGGGAUUUAGCUGUACCGGAAGUGUUUCCAGUUAGUUCAUUGUUUGAUGUUUCGAUUGCAGUUUUGUGUUGGGCAGGACGGUUGGAUGAAGCCAUGGAAUCUGUGGAAAAUAUGCUUGAGAAAGGAUUUCCUCUCAGUGUUGUUGCAUUUAACUCUAUUAUAGCAGCUUAUAGUAAAGGAGGGUUCGAAGAAAAAGCCUAUAAGGCUUAUUUGAUUAUGAGUAGAUUUGGUUUAACUCCAUCGUCUUCCACAUGCUGUUAUUUGCUCCUGGGUUUGUGCAAGAAGGGAUGCUUAAAUGAAGCCAAAGAUCUUUUGUGUAACAUGACAGAAAAGGGUUUUCCUAUUAACAAGCUCGCUUUCCUAGUGCUUUUGGAUGGGUACCUAAGGACAGGGAACCUGAAUGGAGCUUGGAAUCUAUGGUAUGAGAUGCAAAGCAGAGGGAUUCGUCCCGAUGCUGUUUCCUUUGCAAUCUUCAUCAAUGGACUUGCCAGAGCAGGUGUCGUGGAGGAGGCAUAUGACAUGUUACUAAAAAUGGUAGUGGGAGAAUUUGUGCAUACUGAUUCUGCAUAUAAUUUUUUGAUUAAUUGGUUUUAUAACCAUGGGAGACUAAAUCGGAACUCGAUGUGUUAAGGAGAGAAAUGCAGCAAAAGGGUCUUCCUUCUGGAUAUCUUUAUUAGACAACAUCAUCAUCACUCACAUUUCCAUAAUGACAAAUAUGAAGUUGAGUACUUCCUUUCCUUUGAUGCUGAAUUUGAGUUUUCUGUUGAAGUCACAAAUUCAAUGGAGAAAACCAUUCUUGCUGUAACACCUUUCAAGGUUCAAAAGACUCAGCCUUCAACUCAUUAUGAUUUAGGAUUUCCCUGUUUUCUACAAUGGUCUCUGGUUCAUUUCUAGAUUUAUAACCUUUGAACUGACAGUUGUGGCAUGAAAAAUAAGAGAUGAAGAAAAAAGGACUCUCAGAAUGGAUAAAUAUUACGAACCCCAUUGGUUUGGUUGAUGAUAUAAUUUGGCUUUGCCCAAAAGCAGAAGAAAGUCACGAGGUUGAACAAAGAGAGCCUACAUAAGGGGGCAUAGACAACAAAGUAAUUUCCUUCUCUAAACAGAUUAGGACAAAGCUUAAAAGUUAUGGGGUAAAUGACACUAGAAAGAAUGAUGAUGCUCAUCAUGUUUGUAGUUUGAUACUAAUUAUGUAUAUCUGUGGCAAUUUAAAGUGUAACAAACAUUUUCACCAACAUAUUAUCAAUUAAUUCCUCAGGCAUUGUA
Messenger RNA from Humulus lupulus (European hop), 2688 nucleotides. Its product is annotated as putative pentatricopeptide repeat-containing protein At1g12700, mitochondrial. Gene Ontology annotation, molecular function: protein binding. The coding region runs from base 223 to 2055 and encodes 610 amino acids. NCBI's taxonomy places the organism in Eukaryota, Viridiplantae, Streptophyta, Magnoliopsida, Rosales, Cannabaceae. The transcript has a single exon. The record is from RefSeq and is a predicted model, not a curated record.